AUGGACAACAAGCUCAUCAUGGAGUACGUAAUGGAACUUCGAUCACGCAAAGCUCUUCUGUUGUCGUCCUUGGAAGAAACGGGGGGUGUCAUCACCGACGACAUUUACCCUAUCAUGGAGGAACUUGCCCUGGUCAACCCUUCCUCGGGGUGCGGGGUGGGCAAGGACCUGGGGAAGUCGCACUACUGCGCGAUGCUUCCAGGGCACUGGAUCGCCGCCUCCACCAUCGUCCCGAACGUACCCUUCGUCUACGGAGACGGCGAGAAGGCCACGAACCGCUCGCCUUCAUCCAGAGGUGCCGGCCCGACCUGCACCCUGGGCGAGCUUGUUUCAUCCAUCUCCGGAAGACCUGUCUCCGGCGGCGAACUAGAGUACAACGCCGACACCCCGGUGCGGCCCCUCCGGGCGCGAAUCAGCGCCUUGACCAACACCGUCAAGGACGGCGAGAUGCCCACCGUAGUCGCGGUCGCCGGCUUCUCCCCGGCGGCGGAGGCGCAGCCGGUCAAGGCCACCGGGUCUGCGGCGGGAGCUGCGGCCGGGGGCGGCGGCGGCGGCGAAGACCCGAAGGAUGCCCAGGCGAAGGCUCUCGCGGCCUCGAUGGUGGAGGCCGCGGCGAGGGAACCGCGGGCGGCGGCGGCUGCCGGAGGGGCCGGCGUCCGCGCGGAAGGGUUCGGGAGAGUGGCCGACGUGGUCCUGACGGAGGACGGGGCGGUGCGGGGAAGGGGUAAGUGGGGGGUUACGGGGGGUUACCACCUCAGGUGGGAGUUCAACACCAUGAACUUGGACCUGGGCGGGGACAAGAUCGUGAAGGCGGGGGGGGAGGGCGGCGACGGCGGGAGAGACCUGUACGAGUUUUUCUUGGAUCAGAACAUGCUGAUCGUGGCGUGGAAGGACGCGCCCAAGAAGGAAGACGCCGUGGUCUUCGUGCGGGACGAGGUUCCUCGGUGACGCGCCUUGGGGCGGACCAAUCCGCGGGCGACAGGCACUGGUGUUCACAACUCUGUCUUGCUCGGAGAGUCUUGAUCAUUUAUUCCUGAUACUGUUUGCAUAGGGAUUUUGUACCAGCUAUUUUUGUGAUAAGAUGUGUGGCUUUGUUUCCGACGCUCCCUUGUCCGAAUUUCUGGUGUGGUGCUCGUGCCGACGAUGCCAAGUGUGAAGGGCGAUGGUUGGUUGCGGGCCGCUUUGUUUGUUCUUUGGCCCGCAAUCGUGUGGAAAUGGCAUGUUGACUUUGUUGCGGGGAGAGAGUUCUGAACCUUGAAGGCUUCCAAGCUUGGCUGGCAUCUGUGGCGUGUAUGCAGAUAGCCUUAGCCUUUUCAUGGGGUCAGAGGUUAGUAUUCCUCUCUCCGCCGUGCUGAAGGUGACUCGAGUCAACUUGAUCCUUGACACCGUCAUGUUUACGGUGGCCGCGGCGCUCAGCCACAUAUAUCAUUGUACUUAGGGUUGGUGUUGGUGUUGGUUGAGCUUACGGUUUGAUGGAACAACAUACCUGGAAGAUGUGAAGU
This is a messenger RNA of Ectocarpus siliculosus, 1502 nucleotides long. NCBI's taxonomy places the organism in Eukaryota, Phaeophyceae, Ectocarpales, Ectocarpaceae. The record is from the annotation of a GenBank genome assembly.